GUCGCAACAAUGCCAGCGCUCUGAAAGGUGCGAUCAGGAGCUUACAAGCCUGUUGCCUGCAUGUAGCAAUCCUUGAACUGAUCAAGCCAGGCAUGCGAGGAAACUGGCUGGGAGAGAUAUGUGGCAUGCGAGCAUUCUGCAGUCGUUUAUUGUCGCCGUUCAAAGCUCCAUCGGGCCAUAACUAAAGAGCAAUUGUCACGAACGCCGGCUAAAGGAAAGAGAAAGCAGCGGUUUACGAGUCAUAUCAUAUCUUCACUAUUUGAAUAUACACAUCAAUCAGACGAUUUCCCUCCAUCUCAACAACAAGCAAAAUGUAUGUAUAACAUCCUGUCUGGAUAAUACUCUGUAUAAAAACACCUGUUGACAGAGCGUAUAACAUCGCGAAGGUAUCAGCGGAACCGGCGCCAGCGCCAGGCCCCAUCUCACCCAUCAUCGUGGUGGUGUUGAACGGUACAGCAUUCACUGUAGGCGCCACGCACGGAAGGGGGCGUUGAGCGAGAUGUCACAUGCUGUAAUUUGGAUCAAACAUCAUUUAGGCUUACACAUAUAGUCAACAGAACUCGAAGGCUUCCAUCUUCAAUGUAUUUAUGCCGUAUGAUAAUCGGAGGAAAAGUGAACACUGCACAAAUUGAAUCUCGCCAUCUUUAUCUGCUUCUGAAGUACUUUUGAACCAGGUUAGAGGCGAUCUGAAGAAAUCAUGUGAAAUUGCUACCAGAAUUUAAAGGCGACAGACAAAGCAGACACAUUUCAAAGAACAGCGAAAGGACUGAAGGACCACGGUUCAAAACUAAUUUAGCCACGUCUUUUAGAUGGUGACGUUAAAUUCGGUCCCCAAACGUAAAUAUCCAUUCCUGAUUGACACGCGACGGCAAAACCCAGUAAGCCACCCACACGCUAUUUUCUGAAGACACCUUUCUUGGCGAUACAGUAAUUAUCUAAUUUUGUUUGAUGAGAGACUGAUCAAAGAAACAAUGGCAGGAGCCGAGGAGGAGGCGGGCUUGGUAUCUGAUGCCGAUGCUGGUGUCAGAAGGGCUUACCGAAAGAGAAGUGAGAGCAGAAAGGUCUCGGCCCCAUCCGUGGGAACUACAGCUGUGCGAGUCCAGCUCAAUAAACUCAGCGAGAAAGAUGUCGCCGACGCGAAAAUGGCAUCGGUCUUCGGCGAUACGACUGCGUCAACGAAGACGCCUAUGAGAGUCAACCCUCUCUACGAUAAGAACGGUACGGUAGAGGUCAACGCCAGCGAGCUGAGAAGAAAACGAUUAGGGAGCGAGUCGGGUUCGACGACGAACGGGAGUGUGACGAGGUUGAAUCAACAACCGAACGGUUCUGUCCAUACAGUUUCGCAGAACGUGCCUAUGGGGGACCCGAUGGGUGGACCUAGCCCCCCUCCCAUCGCGUACGGGGGUAACUUUCAGCUGAGGGGUGACCGUGAUGGACCCCCUAAGAGUAGUGCAGGAGGCCCGGCGGAUCAGGUGACAACUCAUGGAAAAGUCAUGCCUGCAAGAGUACAGAAGAACACAUUACCGCGAAGUUACCUUCCCCCAACCAUCCCUUCGGCGAGUCCGUUCAUGACGCCCCGUCAAUCAGUCACCGGCCUGGAGCCUAUCACACCUCGACCUAUCGACAAGGCAGAGGUCGAACACGUGAUGAGACAAGCGCGGAUUCGACGGUGGUGGCGAUGCAUCCUCCUCGCCAUCAUUGCUUUUCUCGUCUUCGCACUCGUAAUCAUCCUCAUCGUCGUCUUCCUGGCCAGAUGAUCAUGUAGUGGUCACGUGAUGGGCGUAGCGUCAGGUUGCCAAAAAUGAACUCGUAAUUCGAAUCUUGGACCUUGGAUUCAUUUUCUCCUAAAUACUCUGCAGAAGAGUUUUGACUGAAUGCGAAAGGAGAGACUGAAAAUGGAAAGAAAUAACCUCGUAUGGCAAUUCUAUUCUGUUAUAAACGUGAUAUUGUUAAACUGGAUGCAAGAGUCAGAAGCAAGAUAGAACAAUCGUUGAAAUUCGGAGAUCUUCGGUCUCUGGAAUGACAUAAAUCGAUUGCGAUCAUUGACAUUGUCGUGCAGAAUUGAACUUUGUCUUUGUACCAGAGAGUACAAAAGCUAUAAACCUAUAAACUUAUAGUAAGCCUAUUUUGUAUGGCACGGUUAACCUUGCAAUUAAACUGAUUGAAAGUAUGAUUGCUGAACCUCGGCCCUACGCUGCAAUGUCAUUUAAAAAGGCCCCCAGUACUUUGAUUGUUUGAAUAACAAACAUUUUUAUUUUAUUUUGAUAUAAAUUAUGAUAAAAAACACGAACGCAACUAUUUUCAACAAAAAACUCAAGGACAAUUUCAAUAUCCCAUUGUAAAAUAUAAAAUUAGAAAUCAUGCUUGAAUUACUUAAUACGUUAAUGUAAUGUUCGAACAUUUCUAUAGAUGACGAACAAGGCCACUGCAAUUGACUUACGGUUGAUUUGUCUAAAGUACAUAGAGUAGCGAUCGUGUUAUAGGCAUAUUAUCAGACAUCUCAAUUUAUACUACGACACUACGUAAUACUGAUUGUAAUACUUAUCGAGGAAAUAAAAAUCUUCCAUACAUAACAUUUACUUUAGAAACGGUGCUUUUUGUAGAAAACAGUAAUGCUAGAAGUAUUCCAAAAAAUACAUAAAUACGUGAUUGUCAAUACAAUGAUUCCAUUGUAAUUAUGAUAUAUGUAUUGGUAAACCUCUCCGGAAUUUAUCUUUGUAAAAUUUUUACUCUGUCAUCUUAACAAAGAAAGAUAUUUUAAUUCAAAUAUAUCUCUUGAUGAAAAUAAAGCUGCAGAAGUAUGUCAAACACCUUUCUCCUUUCGCCAAUAUUAUCAUUGGUAAAUAAACUAAAUAAUAUACACAAAAUAUGGAUAUUAUUUUACUUCUUGUGAUUAGGUGUUAUAGGACAAUUUUAACAAAUCAAAUGAAUUAAUGAUUUGUUUGUCUGUCUUUUUGAAAGAAAUCGGGGAUAAUAAUAUGGUAAAUUAUGUACAAUGUAUUUUUUUUUAUCGGUAGAACCUCCUAAAUUUCACUGCCUUAAAUUAUCAUGGAAUUCUAAAAUGUAAUGCAUUUGUGAGGGGUUUUAAAUAUAUAAGUCAGUCCUUAAGAUUUUUCCUUGCUUUACAAAGGAUGCGUUUAAUCUUUUCCCCGUCUUCUGUACUAUUUACUUACCACAACAAUUCAAGUUGCAUAAAACUUGUCUUCUUUUUUAAAA
Molecule: messenger RNA, 3216 nt
Organism: Strongylocentrotus purpuratus (purple sea urchin)
Lineage: Eukaryota; Metazoa; Echinodermata; Echinoidea; Camarodonta; Strongylocentrotidae
Exons: 7
Coding region: 972-1757 (261 amino acids)
Source: RefSeq, a predicted model, not a curated record